Molecule: messenger RNA, 1308 nt
Organism: Colletotrichum chrysophilum
Lineage: Eukaryota; Fungi; Ascomycota; Sordariomycetes; Glomerellales; Glomerellaceae
Exons: 3
Coding region: 1-1308 (435 amino acids)
Biological process (GO): translation
Cellular component (GO): ribosome; mitochondrial small ribosomal subunit
Molecular function (GO): structural constituent of ribosome
Source: RefSeq, a predicted model, not a curated record
AUGAUUGUGAGGAGCAUAGCCGCCCGGCAAGGCCGGAAAGCCCUCGCGGCACCCAUCAUCUCGACAUGCCGCCGCGGCAUCCAAACCGAGUCCCUCAUCGGCGAGUUCACCCCGGAGCAGCUCGAGGCCUUCACCACGCACGCCGCGCUCCGCGCCGGCGGCGCGGCCUCCAAGGGUCGGUACCCGGAACACGUCCGCGAGGCCAUCAAGCCGCUGCGCUCGACCGCCUCGCAGUGGAAGAAGUUCAAGGCCGCGCAGAAGGCGACGGACGGCAUCGGCUCGUCGGUCGGGCGGGCCUACGUGCCCUCGGAGUUGAUCAAGAACCCGCCGAGCCCGCGCGACGUCACGCUCGAGCUGCUGAUGGCGAGCCAGACGCACAUGGGCCACCACACCUCGCUGUGGAACCCGGCGAACGCGCGGUACAUUUAUGGUGCGAGGCAGGGGGUGCAUCUGAUUAGUCUGGAGGUCACGGCGGCGCAUCUGCGGCGGGCGGCGAGGCUGGUGGAGGAGGUGGCGUACCGCGGGGGUCUGAUUUUGUUCGUCGGCACGCGCAAGGGGCAGAUGGAGAUUGUGACGCGGGCGGCGCAGCUGGCGGGCGGGUGCCAUUUGUUCACGAAGUGGACGCCGGGGAAUGUGACGAACCGGGAUCUGAUCAAUCGCGGCAAGGAGAUCAAGGUGGUGGACGGCAAGGACAAGAAGCUGAAGGGGUUCGAGCGGUUCGAGCGCACGGCGCGGCCGUUGUUGCCGGAUUUGGUGGUCUCGCUGAACCCGAUGGAGAAUUACACGAUGCUGUACGAGUGCGGGCUGGCGAAUAUCCCGACGGUGGGCAUUAUUGAUACAAACGCGAACCCGGAUUGGGUUACGUACACGAUCCCGGCGAACGAUGACAGCUACCGCUCCGUCGCCGUCAUCGCCGGCGUGCUCGGCCGCGCGGGCCAGCAGGGCCAGAAGCGCCGCCUCGAGGCCGCGAACAACGGCACGGUCUCGUGGGAGGUUCCGACGCCGGUGCUGAAGUACAUCAAGGACACGAGGAAGGCGCACGAGAAGGAGGUGUUGAAGCAGCAGAAGGCGGGCGUGUACGUCGCGAACAGAAGCGACGCGGCGGCCCCUGGCGCUGGUGCUGCCGGUGCCGCCGGUGCCGAUGGGGCGGCGCCGCCGCUGAAGAAGAUGGUGGAGGCGCAGCGGGAGCAGGCCAUGUUCGGGGACGAGGCGCUCGAGAGCGAGAUUGAGGAGGCGGUUGACGCGGACAGGAUGGCGGAGGGGGCGCUGAACGAGCAGUUGAGGAAGGCGCUGUUGGAGCAGGAGUGA